This is a messenger RNA of Symphalangus syndactylus (siamang), 2470 nucleotides long. RefSeq lists its product as uncharacterized. NCBI's taxonomy places the organism in Eukaryota, Metazoa, Chordata, Mammalia, Primates, Hylobatidae. The record is from RefSeq and is a predicted model, not a curated record.
AUACUGGAUUACUAUUUCUAAAAUAUAUAUUAACUCAUAUUGAUUGCAACAACACUGCGAUUAUUAUUCACUAUUUACAGAGGAGGAAAUCAAGAUCUGGAGAGUUUAUUUUUAAAAUCUUAUUGAGAAUUUUCUGGGUGGUAGACAAUAAAGGCAUGAAAGAUAUAGCUAUGAUAAAAUCAACAUGGAUUCUGUGCUCAUGGGUCUUAAAUCCAGUAAAGGAAACAGGAUUUAAAUAUGUUAUACUACCAACUAUAACAAAUGCUAUGAAGAAAAGGGUGCAAUCAUAAAUAACAGUAUGGUAUAAUUUAGAUUGUAAGGUGAGGAAAGCCUUCUCUGAGGAAGGGAUUUUGAAGCUGAAAUCACAAGGAUGAUCGGGAGUUACCCAGGCAAAAAGUAAAAGAAAGAAGGCUGGGCAUCACUUUAGAAAGAUUUUAGGUGGGAGACAGGCUAACCCAUUCCAACAAUGGAUAGAGGGGAAAGUGACAUGAGGCAAACCUAGGCAGGAAAACAGGGAACACAUAUGGGGUCAUGUUAAAGUACUACCUGACUUGCCCAACGUCACACAAAUAGAAAGUGGCCUUGCUGAGACUAGAAGUUUCUUAAUUUCUAUUCUGCUGGUUUUUCCACUCUGCUACUAUACUGUCUUUUUACAAAUGAGUGAACAAAGAUACUCUCCUAUUUUGAAUUCAUAUUUUCAGAUGACGGCCUUUAAAAAGCAACAAUAUAGUAGUGAUUUAUCAAAAUUGAUUGUUGGCUAAAUCAGUAUCUUAAUAGUGGGUUUUUUACAUUCAUUACAUUAAUUAGAAUUUUAGCUAUACUAAGAUUUACUGGAGAGACACAGAGUGUGACCCGCUCCCCCAGGGCCCUGCAGGCCCUUCGGCCGCGGGCCGGUGGGUGAGCUGGAGGUCCCUAGAACAGGCCGCGCCCUCUGCCCUGCAGACACCUGAGGCCUCCGCUGUGGCUGCCCACUGGCCGGACCCAGGCCUUGAAGCCGCGGCGAACCUCUCUUCCCCACCCCACCUCGGUGACUGAUGGCAGUGGCGGCUAGUCCCAGCCAGGACCCCACCCAACGCCGGGUCUCCCAGCCCAAGCCUGCCGGGCCGGCCAAGCUGCUGGGACACAGCGCCUUUGGGUGGCGGCAGGAGUGGCGGGCCCGGAAGCAUGGCAGCCACCCAAACGCCGGGCGGUGGAAGCCGUUAGGGCGUGGAGGAACCAGAAGGCGGCCUAGGGACCCACCCAGGCUCAGCUGUUGCUUCAGGCCACGGAACCCUGUAGAUCCAGAAACCCGGGCGACUGCUCUGUCACCACUGGGCGAGACCUACCUAGACAAAGGCCUUAAUGUACGGACAAAGGCCUUAAGGGGCCUGGGAGGAAGUCAUACAAAAUAAAUGUUUUCUGGAGAUGACUUUUGGAAAUGGAGUUGUUAGACAGCCUCUGGAAGCGAUACCUCCAUGUUUGUUCAGUGGGUUAGGUGACAUGGAGCUGGAAGACCUGAGAAGGAAGAGAAGAAGGUUCUAUGACAGACUGGUCAUAUUUAGAAGACAUUUUCAUAUUCUAUCCAUUAUUCCUCACUACUGUAUAUAUAGUUGACAUUGCUAAGCUUUUUUGAAAUGUCUAUUUUUUUAGAUGUUCUGAAGUGCCUGAUAUAUGUUAAAAUUAAAGGUAAUAAAAUCACAUUUUGUAAAUAUCUUUUUGUUACAAUUCAUAGAAAAUGUUGCUUUGGUGGGGAAUGGCCAAAUCACCUGUUGAGUAUGUGUUUGUGCACUAGCUCAGGGGAGGGAAGGGGGGAAGUGCAGAGAGCUCUAUGCCACCCUGCCUACAGCCAGGCAAGAUGAAUCAUCUCUUUCUGUGCAUUUUGUUUUACUUAUCUGUGUAUAUAGUGUACAUAAAGGACAAAUGAGUCCUAAUUUACAACAUCUAGUUUUUCUAGAUGUUAAGGAGGUUGCCAGUGUAUGACAAAAGUAGAGUUAGUAAACUAAUAUAUUUUGUACAUUUUGUUUGACAAGUCCUAGGAAAGAUUGCCCUCUAAAGAUUUGAGCAUUCUUGCCCACUGGGUUGAUGGAGAUAGGAAGGGUUCUAGGCCAGAACGUUCAUAUUUGGAAGAUUCUUUCAAAUUAUAACUGUUGUUACAUGUUUGCAGUUUGUUCAAGACUGCUUUGUACAUAGUGGACAAAUUAACUCCUUACUUGAAACAUCUAUUCUAUCUAGAUGUUUAGAAGUGCCUGAUGAAUGUUAAAUGUAGCAUUAGUAAAAUACCAUUUUGUAAAUAUCUUUUUGCUAAAAUUCAUAGGAAAUACUAUCUUUUGGAAAUUGAAUCGUGAAGCCACCUUUGUGAGAAGUAUAGUGCUGUCUAUACUUAUUCAGUGGUUUACAGGAGGUAGGAGGGAAGAAAUUGCAAAAGGUAAUACGCUGGUGUGUUCAUAGUUGGACGUUUUCAGACACCAUUUUUCUGUAUCUUUUGUGCAUU